Molecule: messenger RNA, 756 nt
Organism: Brettanomyces bruxellensis
Lineage: Eukaryota; Fungi; Ascomycota; Pichiomycetes; Pichiales; Pichiaceae
Exons: 1
Coding region: 1-756 (251 amino acids)
Source: RefSeq, a predicted model, not a curated record
AUGAGCUCAGCUACGGCUAAUGUUUUAGCCACUAUCGGAACUGUUUGCUGGUGUGUCCAGUUAAUUCCUCAAAUUAUUUCAAACUAUCGGAAGAAAAACACCACUGGUCUUCCCGAGAGUAUGGCACUACUAUGGUGUAUAUGUGCACCAUUUUUUGUCUAUUUUCUUUCGGAAGACUCUACAAUACCAAUUAUAUUGCAACCACACCUUUUCGGGGCGUUGUGCUUGGUAGUGUAUAUACAGGUCAUGUAUUAUCCUCCUGUAUCAAGACCUAGGAAGCAGAUAAUAUUAAGAGCUGGACUUUUCCUUAUAUUCUGGCUUGCAUUAGAAAUAUCUUCAGUCAUUCCACUUCGAAAUAUAUAUCUAAAGCAUGGUAUUCAAUGGCCUUUAUUGAUAUACGGUGUACUCGCAUCUGUCUUGUUGGCUUUUGGACUAGUUCCCCCCUAUUUUGAAUUAGCUAAAAGGAAGGGUAGAGUUGUUGGAAUUAAUCUUCUAUUUUUGGCCACAGAUCUCUCCGGUGCAGUUUUCUCUUUAGCAUCCUUGGCUGUGGACACCACCAAUUUUGAUAUUAUGGGAUGCAUCAUAUAUUGUAUAUGUGCGUCUCUCGAAGUCGGAAUCUUCCUUAGUCAUUUUAUUUGGUAUUGCCGCUUCAAACUAUUCAGAUAUGACAAUACUAAAGAAGAUGUAGAAGAUAAAGAUAAUACUGAUAAGACAUCCUCUGAUAUCAGGCGUGACGAAGUCGAAUUAGAAAACUAG